UCACUCGUUCACCACUAAUGACAAAAUUGUUAUGUACUGACACUGGAGCAACAGGCAAUAAACAAAUGCGGCAUACCGCAAUAAUUACUUUUACAUUUUGAUAACCAAAGUGUUGACUUAAUCCUGAAUCAGCGUGGAUUAAAAACAGCACGUCCUGAUGAUCUAUCAAUUAUUCCGCCUUACCACGAUAUGUCGACUGCAAGCUUUUCAGUGAUCACCGGACAGGCUGACACCGACUUGUCGAACAAGGACAAAACUUUAGGAAUUCUAUAACGGAAACGGCAUCCUUGAUAGUGCAUCUCUCUUUGUUUUUCGUAAUGAGCUUAAACGUUUUAACUUUGCUGCGUAACUUUCAUAUUUUUUUUUACGAUCUUGGCUUUCUGUAUGGUCUUUCUCUGACUUCCUUCACGUGCCAGAUUCGUGUUUUCUUGUGAGCCAGGUUUAAAUUCCCACGCUAGAAUACGAUCCUAGUUUUUAAUGGGUUACCUGCCUACGGUUUCAAUAAACAAACAAUAAACCAGCGGAAGUGACCGCUGGAUACCCUUGCCCUUGAUACGCUGCGAUCGCUCAUUUGAACUGCAACCCUGGGGGUGUGACGAAAGAGCACGGAAAUAGCAUUCGAAUUUUCGGAAGUCACUUCGAUCGCGGCGACUUAUGUUGUUUGUUUUGUUACCAGUAACUUUUGUCAUUGUCUUUUCAGAAUUUUACUUGUUUUCGGUUCUUUUAUUCGGGUGACACUGCGAGAUUAUCUAGAGCAUAUUGUCUUGGUAUCGUACUUAACUAAUACAUCUCCUGUAAGAUGACUGAGAAAUCAGAGGAAGUUGCCGCAAAAGCCGAAUGUGAUGAUGUUGAGAAAAAGGCGGCAGGUAAUGAAGAACUAUUGCCAGUCUUAAAUGAUCUUGACGAAGCAGAAAAACCGAAUCCAUUGUCUCCGGAAAUAUUGGCACAAGUCGUCGAAAAAUUACAAGGACUUGGACUAUCAACCAUCGGCAGCGGCCCCGUUUUGCACAGUCGCUUAUCCUUGUUCGAAAAACGAAAACCUGGCCUGAAACCUGAGUAUGCACUAGACUACCUGAUUGUGAUUGAUUUCGAAGCCACGUGCUAUGAGAACAAACGAGCUGGCACAUAUGAGCAAGAAAUUAUAGAAUUCCCAGCCGUCCUCAUCGAUAUACGCAAUCGGUGUGUUCUGGAUUCGUUUCACCGGUAUUGCCGACCCGUGAAGCACCGAAUUCUAUCAGACUUUUGUAAGACGCUGACAGGAAUAUCGCAGGAACAAGUGGACAGAGCUGACUCCUUUGCGGUUGUGUUAAAGGAAUUCGAAGAGUGGCUGAUUAGAUACGAUUUGAAUCGCAAAACCCGAUGGUGUGUUGCCACAGAUGGGAGCUUUGAUAUCGGUCUGUUUUUAUCGUGGCAGUUGAAAGCCAGCCAGCUAUCCCCUCCGGCGUAUUGUAAAAUGUUUGUCCAUAUUCCGAAACUCUUUCAAUGGAUUUAUCUCUUCAAUGAUUCGAACAAGGAGCGCGCUGGAAUGUAUGGCAUGCUGGAGCAUUUGGGCUUGCAGCCGGAAGGACGAUUGCAUAGCGGCAUCGAUGAUGCACGGAAUCUGGCUCGUAUCUGUCUGCAGAUGAUCCAUGAUGGUGUGCAGUUUCGCCCGACGGAUGUGGCGUAUUUCCACGAAGAAGACGAAAAGAAGCGCGAAUACUGCUGUAAAGUUGUCCCGCUCAAUAAAAAGAAAUGGGUGACCAUGCAUAAAAAUACCAUGAGUAGAAUGAAUUUUCGAAAGUAAGGAAAUCUGCAGGUUAGUUAUUGGGUUUGUGGAUCGAUGCUUUGUUUCUGUUUGGAAGCUACCGCACAUUUUGUAAUUUAGAAGCGUUACAUACGAGUUUAAAAUGCGGGUUUUUCUAAAUUCGAUUUUUGAAACUGUGAUGAUGUUUUUUUACAGUUUUGCGCUUUUUGAGUUAUCGUCUUGCAUUUGAGACUUUUCUGUGUCUCCCACGGUUGUACGGAUUUACCUGUGUCAAAAUUGGAAUGUGCUUUAUUUAAUGACUGUGAGUUUUCGUAGACACC
Messenger RNA from Paramacrobiotus metropolitanus, 2064 nucleotides. RefSeq names its product 3'-5' exoribonuclease 1-like. Gene Ontology annotation, molecular function: nucleic acid binding; 3'-5'-RNA exonuclease activity. The record is from RefSeq and is a predicted model, not a curated record. The coding region runs from base 800 to 1783 and encodes 327 amino acids. The transcript has 6 exons. Gene Ontology annotation, biological process: exonucleolytic trimming to generate mature 3'-end of 5.8S rRNA from tricistronic rRNA transcript (SSU-rRNA, 5.8S rRNA, LSU-rRNA). NCBI's taxonomy places the organism in Eukaryota, Metazoa, Tardigrada, Eutardigrada, Parachela, Macrobiotidae.